Messenger RNA from Malurus melanocephalus (red-backed fairy wren), 1545 nucleotides. It is a transcript of the gene CCDC28A, whose product is annotated as coiled-coil domain containing 28A. Lineage: Eukaryota; Metazoa; Chordata; Aves; Passeriformes; Maluridae. The transcript is spliced from 6 exons. The record is from RefSeq and is a predicted model, not a curated record. The coding region runs from base 208 to 762 and encodes 184 amino acids.
GGGGCCGGGCGGGGGUGAGGGUUCGCGGGGUGAGGGACGCUCCGUCCCCUUCUUCCUGCUCCCCGGCCACACGCGGCGUCCCGAGGCGCCGCGGGAAUAAAACGGCGGCACUCGGCCACGGCUGCCCGUGCYGCAGGCAGGGCUCUCCUCACCCCGGGAGGUGGCGGCAGGACAAGACAUUAAUCUAGAUGCAGUGAAUUGGAAGAAAUGGAAGAAAGRAAGAUCAAGAGAAGGAGCCCCAAGUCAUCGACUAGUCACCCUGCUCAGGUUGCWAACUCCAAGAAAAGCUCAGUGCCAGUCAGUAAAAGUACAGCCUUUUCCAACCCUGCCCCACAGCCUGCCGUACAAAAACCAAAGUUAAAGCGUGUAAUCAAAGAGAAAGCCAAACCUCCAGGAGGUGAAGCAAAAGGGGCACAGGCAGCACCAAUCCAGCAUUCUUUUCUCACAGAUGUAUCAGAUGUCCAGGAAAUGGAAAGGGGACUUCUGAGUCUCUUGAAUGACUUUCACUCUGGCAAACUUCAGGCAUUUGGAAACGAAUGUUCCAUAGAGCAGAUGGAGCAUGUGCGGAGUAUGCAGGAGAAACUUGCUCGCCUCAACCUGGAGCUCUAUGGGGAGAUGGAAGAACUCCCUGAAGAUAAAAGAAAACUAGCCAGUGAUUCCAACCUGGAUAGGCUGYUAUCAGAUCUAGAAGAACUGAAUUCGUCAAUCCAAAAACUACAUUUAGCAGAUGCUCAAGAUAUUCCAAAUGGUACCACAGGCUGAGAAAGAACAUCUUUGUCAGUUUGGAUUCUCCCAGCUUUGCAUUUGUUUCUCCUGACAAUGGAAUCAGGAACAGUUGUGACUUUGUGUUGUUUGCUUUUUUCAAUUUUACAACAAAGAAUCAAAGUGCAAAUCCAGGUGUUUAUUUUGCACAUUCCUCUGAGCACUGCAUUAUGUCAGGGCUCAGUAUCUUGAGUUGUAGUUAAUUGUGAUGCUGUGCUUUUUAUUAUUGCCUUACUUAACAGAAAAACUGGAGAAACUUGGAAGUAUAUUUCUUCUGCUUAGUGUUCAUAUGAUUGAAAAUGGUACAUGUUCUUUGGCAUUUCUCCAGUUUUUAUGAAGGUAGUGAUAAUGUUGCCUUYCUGAUCAUUAGACAAUCUGCACACUCUGUCUUUAGUGCUUUGGUAAUGCCACAGAUUAACUUAUUGUUAAUAAAGUGAAAUGUUUUAAAUAUAUGAUGUUUCAUUUACAGAAGCUGUUAUUUGGUUUGGCUCUGUUAAGAAGAUGAGUUUUAGCACUGUUGGAAUGUUUACAGUUUACUUUUUUCCAUUACUGUGAAUAAUUAUAAAAUGUCACCAAAUUAAAACUAGCAUGCAUGCUAGCAGUCCACAUAAAUUAAGUAYUCUGAAAUUCCAAAAUUGGGAAAAUAGUUACUGUUCAAUAAAUCCAGGACAUUCAAUUUUGUAGUUACUCCUUUGUUGUAAAUAGUCUGUUAUUGAAGGGUAUCAUAUUGCUGUUCACAGUUCAAGAAAAAAAAUCUGUAUACAUGUAGUAUCAGGCUGGUUU